AUGGGCGCACGCCUUGGGCAGGUGCUGUGGGCUUUGACGGCGGUCGACUCUAGGUCCUUCAACUUGAGAGCCGCGCCCGGACGAGCCGUGCGGGCGAUGGUGCCUCUCAUUGAUCUUUUGAACACCUUUGUGCCGGUCGCCUCAGGGCCGUGCUGCUGGAACUGUCAGUUUUCCGGGGACUUUGAUUCUGGCGCAGAGCUGAAGGCUGCUAGCCACAUCCAGCCAGGAGACGAGCUGACUCAUCUGUAUAGUGAGCUCUCCUCUGCAGCGCUGUGGGCAAGCUACGGCUUCGUCCCUGACGAGCCAAUGGAAAAUCCGCACGAGGCCGCCUUGAUCGACGUGCCACUGGAAGAGGAGGCCGUGUCGUCUAACAGGGAGCUUCUGGGAUCGCUGGCAGCGAGGCAUUGGCGAGACGAGAAGACCCUGCUGUUCGAAGUCCCCUGGGAUGCGGAGGAGGAGACCGGCCCUCUGUAUGCUACGCUGUUUGCGCUGCUUGCGCGGGAAGGAGAGUCUGCAGAGCUGGCCGGGGACGGCGCCGUCCCCGCAAGGCUGAGGCUAGCCGCGGCAGAGGUCGUCCGACAAAGGAUCCAGGAAGCCUUGCAAAAGAAUCUUGCAAGUGAGCGGGAGCUGUCUCGCAAAGAUGUGGCCGGCAGAAAGCACACCGACUUCGAGGUCAAGCUACAUGCAGCUGCAAUGCAGCUUCUGCGAAACGAGAGGCCUCUCUUGGAGGAUGAGCUGGCCUUCACAGAAGAUCAGUGUUUGUCGUUUGCGGGCGAGUUGGAACCUGAUGGCAGCUAG
This is a messenger RNA of Symbiodinium sp. CCMP2592, 798 nucleotides long. Lineage: Eukaryota; Dinophyceae; Suessiales; Symbiodiniaceae. The record is from the annotation of a GenBank genome assembly.